AUGUCCCAGACCAAAGCGCUGAAGGUCCGCGCCACCCUCUUCUGCAUCCUGGUGGGCAUCGUGCUGGCCAUGGUGGCCGUGGUGACCGACCACUGGGCUGUGCUGAGCCCUGAGGUGAAAAACCACAAUGCCACCUGUGAGGCGGCCCACUUCGGCCUCUGGCGGAUUUGCACCAAGCGCAUUGUCAUGACUGACAGCACGGACAAGACCUGCGGACCCAUCACCCUGCCUGGGGAGAAAAACUGUUCCUACUUCAGGCAUUUUAACCCAGGCGAGACCUCGGAGAUCUUCGAAGUCACUACUCAGAAAGAGUACAGCAUCUCGGCCGCCGCCAUCGCCGUCUUCAGCCUGGGCUUCAUCAUCAUGGGGACCACGUGCGCGCUGCUGUCCUUCCGGAAGAAGCGGGAUUACCUGCUGAGGCCCGCGUCCAUGUUCUACGCCUUCGCAGGCCUGUGCAUCUUCGUGUCGGUGGAGGUGACGCGGCAGUCGGUGAAGCGCAUGAUCGACAGCGAGCACACCGUGUGGAUCGAGUACUACUACUCCUGGUCCUUCGCCUGCGCCUGCUCCGCCUUCGUCCUCCUCUUCCUCGGCGGCCUGGCUCUCCUGCUCCUCUCCUUGCCUCGAAUGCCCCAGAACCCCUGGGAGUCAUGCAUGGACGCCGAGCCCGAGCACUAG
This is a messenger RNA of Neogale vison (American mink), 675 nucleotides long. RefSeq names its product calcium voltage-gated channel auxiliary subunit gamma 1 (gene CACNG1). The record is from RefSeq and is a predicted model, not a curated record. The coding region runs from base 1 to 675 and encodes 224 amino acids. The transcript has 4 exons. Gene Ontology annotation, cellular component: L-type voltage-gated calcium channel complex; membrane. Gene Ontology annotation, biological process: calcium ion transmembrane transport; regulation of calcium ion transmembrane transport via high voltage-gated calcium channel. Gene Ontology annotation, molecular function: calcium channel regulator activity; voltage-gated calcium channel activity. NCBI's taxonomy places the organism in Eukaryota, Metazoa, Chordata, Mammalia, Carnivora, Mustelidae.